CUCCCCCUCUUAUCACUGUACUCGCUUCUGACUCUCUGCUCCUAUGUCCUAUCCUUAUCAUCAUCACCGCAUCCCUUCUUUACUUCUUCUCUCUUUCCUCCCCAAAAGUUGUUACCAGUUUAUUCCUUCUUCUUGCCUUCACCGGUACCUACUCCUCCUGAGAUCCUUCUCCACCGAAACCAUCACCCGUCAGUCUCAUACAAGAACUUUGUAGCAACUUGAAGCUAAAAUGGCCAACAAAGUUUUUCCCACAGUUGAUCUCUCCCCUUUCUUCAAUGGAGAAAAUGAUGAGAAUGGCAAAAAGAAAGCCAAAGAAACAAUUAGCAAGGCCUGCUCUGAAUAUGGUUUUUUCCUCAUCGUCAACCAUGGGGUACCCCAAGAAUUUUUAAGCAAAGCAAUGCAACUCUCAAAGACAUACUUCAAGUAUCCAGAUGAGGAGAAGCUCAAGUGUAGUCCUAAAUUUGGAGUACCUCUUCCUGCUGGUUACAUCAAGCAGCCUCAUAACGUACCUGAUAAGAAUGAAUUCAUUAUCAUGUUUCCACCGGACUCCAGCUUCAAUGUGCUGCCUAGCAAUCCACCAGAAUUCAAGGAAACAUUGGAAAAGAUGUUCAUCUGCUUUUCCAAGCUUGGUGAACUGAUGGAAAGCAUCAUAAAUGAGUGUCUUGGACUCCCAACAAACUUCCUCAAAGAGUACAAUCAUGAUAGGAGCUGGGAUUUAAUGGUGGCUAUGCAUUACUUUGCAGCUGUUGGAGCUGAGGAUAUAGGACAAUCAGAGCAUGAGGAUGGAAGCUGCAUAUCCUUUGUUGUACAAGAUGAUGUUAGCGGCCUGGAAGUCCAAUACAAUGGAGAAUGGAUUCCGGUUAUCCCUGAAGAAGGGAAAAUAGUGGUCAAUGUGGCGGACGUGAUUCAGGUGUUGACGAAUAACAGGUUCAAAAGUGGAAUGCAUAGAGUUGCAAGUCCCAAAGGAAGAAGCCGAAAUUCCUUUGCAUUUUUCUAUAAUUUACCUGGAGAAAAGUGGGUAGAACCAUUACCACAGUUUACUAAAGAGAUUGGAGAGGAACCGAAGUACAGAGGGUUCAAAAACCAGGAUUACCAAGCCUUGAGAAUGCGGAACAAGACUCAUCCACCAGCUAGACCAGAAGAUGUUAUUCGCAUCACUCAUUAUGCAAUUCCUACCUCAGGAAACCAAAAAUUUGCAUAACAGAUUGUGUUUGUCUAGGAACACAAUUAAUUGUUGGCUUCCCUAUUUUUAGGCAAGGAAGUGUGUCUAAAUAAUUGCUGGUGUGAGGCUUCAAGGGACACCAUAUUUAAGGGACAAUAUCAUGUACCUCCCAUGAGGUUUUACUAAUUGCAGAAAGCUCCCCUCUAGUUUGAAAAAUAA
Molecule: messenger RNA, 1381 nt
Organism: Coffea arabica (coffee)
Lineage: Eukaryota; Viridiplantae; Streptophyta; Magnoliopsida; Gentianales; Rubiaceae
Product: 2-oxoglutarate-dependent dioxygenase 19
Source: RefSeq, a predicted model, not a curated record